Molecule: messenger RNA, 393 nt
Organism: Closterium sp. Naga37s-1
Lineage: Eukaryota; Viridiplantae; Streptophyta; Zygnematophyceae; Desmidiales; Closteriaceae
Source: the annotation of a GenBank genome assembly
AUGCAGCAUGCCGGGUCUCUCACGCUGGGUGCACACUAUCGAAGCAGCCAUGUCAGCAGUGGACUGGGGAGCGAGCAGGGUGUGAGGCUCGAUGAGGAAGCGAGGCGGAGGGAGAGGGAGGAGGAGGAGGUAGCGAGGCUGUUGCGGCAGAUGGUGCGUGCAAGCGAGCUCGACUCAUCUCAAGUUUUGUCCCAUCGUUCACGCCUCUCAGCCCUGACCCCCCCCACUCCUCUCACCGGCAGGUCCACCAAGCAGCACACAAUGCAUCGCUCCCCUCUGCUGCACACCAACGCCAGGCAUACAACAGCAGCCGCCAACUUGUGCGGCAGCUCCCUGCGUAUUUAUUACUAUGCACUUGUGAUUCAAGAAGCAUGCAUACACUCCCAACUCUAG